AUGGUGAGGCAUCUUCAUGGAGUUUUGUAUGUGUUCAUUAUCACAUUUUCUCUUAUACAUUUAGUUCAAGCGCAGGAUCAAAAAGGAUUCAUCACUUUGGAUUGUGGUUUGUUACCUGAUGGGUCUCCAUACACCGAUCCAUCUACCGGAUUAACAUUCACCUCAGAUGCUAGUUUCGUUGAGAGUGGAAAGAACGGUCGAGUUGAUAAAGAUUCUGAGAGAAACUUUGAAAAGGCGUUUGUAACGCUGAGAUACUUCCCAGAAGGGCAACGGAACUGUUACAACGUGAAGGUCACGCAAGGAACAAAGUAUCUGAUUAGAGCUUCCUUCUUUUAUGGAAAUUAUGAUGGUCGUAACAUAAUCCCAAACUUUGAUCUGUUUCUUGGCCCUAAUAAGUGGACAACGGUGAAUUUGAGUGCUACUGUUCCAGGUGGUCAGUAUAGGGAGAUUAUUCACAUGUCCAAGUUAAGCUCUUUGCAGAUCUGUCUUGUGAAGAAGGGAACAACUACGCCUAUGAUAUCAACCUUGGAGUUACGGCCAAUGAGAAGUGAUAUCUACAUUAGUGACACUGGGAGCUCCUUGCAGUUCUUAUCAAGAACUUAUCUUAAAGGUUCUGGUAGCAUUUUACGGUACCCUGAUGAUGUCUAUGACCGUAGGUGGUUCCCGAUGGUAGAGAAGGAGUGGACUAUAGUAACUUCAACCCUCAAUGUAAACACUUCUAAUGGUUUUGAUCCGCCUCAAAGUGCGAUGGCAUCGGCUGCAACCUAUGUAAAUGUCAAUGGGACAUGGGAUAUUCCUUGGACCAUUGAUGAUUCUAUAACACGGUUUCACAUUUACCUUCACUUUGCAGAGAUUCAAACUUUGUUACCCAAUGAGACCAGAGAAUUCAUUGUUUUUCUGAACGGAAAUGAAUUUUCUGAACCUUUUAGUCCUAAAAAGCUAAGCAUUGAAACUUUGAACACUCGACCUGAAUCGACAUUGAGAUGCCAAAGAGGGGCUUGCCUUUUACAGCUGGUGAAAACAACAAAGUCAACUCUUCCUCCUCUCCUUAACGCUAUGGAGAUUUUUACUGUUGUUGAACUUCCUCAGUCAGAAACAAACCAACAGGAAGUGGUUGCUAUCAAGAAGAUCCAAAUUGCUUAUGGACUGAGUAGAGUUAGUUGGCAAGGAGAUCCAUGUGUCCCCAAAGAGUUCUUGUGGGCUGGUCUAAACUGCAACAACACCGAUAUUUACACUCCACCAACAAUUACUUCCUUUAUAUGUACUCACAAGUUUUUUGGUUUGUCUACUGUGAUGGAUACUUUGUUUUUAUCAAUUCCUAGGGACUUAUCAAACAACGAAUUGACCGGUGUUGUGCCUGAAUUUUUAGCUGACAUGAAAUCUCUUUUUAUCAUAAACUUAAGUGGAAACAAUCUUAGUGGCCAAGUUCCUCAAAAGCUUCUACAAAAGAAAGGACUGAAACUGAAUGUUGAAGGCAACCCUAACCUUAGUUGCACAGAAAGGCCAUGUGUAAAUAAACCUAGAGAAACUGGACAUGCCAAAAAGAGUAUAACUGUGCCAGUUGUUGCAUCAGUUGCUUCAAUGGUUAUUAUUGCAACUGCAUUGGUUACAUUUUUCGUUCUCAAAAGGAAAAAAUCAUCAAACAAUAGAGAAAAGGGAAGAACACCAAGAUCGGAGCCACCGAGAAUAACUAAGAAGAAAAGAUUUACUUACGCAGAGGUUACUGAAAUGACAAAUAACUUUGAAAAGAUUCUUGGGAAAGGAGGGUUCGGCAUGGUUUAUCAUGGAUAUUUGAAUGGUACCGAACAAGUUGCUGUUAAAGUAGUUUCUCAGGGUUCAGUUCAUGGGCACAAACAAUUCAAAGCAGAGGUUGAUCUUCUUCUGAGAGUUCAUCACAAGAAUUUGGUAGGCCUGGUUGGAUAUUGCGAAAAAGGGAAGGACUUGGUUCUUGUCUAUGAAUACAUGUCCAAUGGAGACUUGAAAGAGCUUUUGUCAGGGAAACCCCACACCUCUGUUUUAAGAUGGGGAACUAGACUAAAAAUAGCGGUGGACUCUGCGCAAGGAUUGGAGUAUUUGUAUAAAGGAUGCAGACCAGCAAUUGUUCAUAGAGAUGUAAAAACAGCAAAUAUUUUGUUGGACGAAAACUUCCAAGCCAAAAUUGCCGAUUUUGGGCUUUCUAAAUCAUUCCCAAACGAUGGAGAGAGCCAUGUAUCCACAGUUGUUGCAGGAACUCUUGGUUACCUUGAUCCAGAAUACUACCAAACAAAUUGGUUGACUGAAAAAAGUGAUGUAUAUAGUUUUGGGGUCGUUUUAUUGGAGAUUAUAACAAAUUUGCCAGUGAUUGACCAGCAUCGUGAAACACCAUACAUAGCAGAAUGGGUGGGAGUAAUGGUCACCAAAGGAGAUAUUAAAAACAUUAUAGAUCCAAGACUUAAAGACGAUUACCACUCUGAUUCUGUUUGGAAAUUUGUUGAGCUAGCAAUGGCUUGUGUCGACGCUUCUUCAGCGAGUAGACCGACCAUGUCUCAAGUUGUUAUUGAGUUAAUUGAAUGUUUAACACUUGAAAACUCGAGAGGAGGAAGGAGUUGUGACAUGGAAUCCAGGGGUUCAAGAGAAGUGACCAUGACAUUUGGAACUGAAGUGAACCCCGCGGCUCGCUAG
Eruca vesicaria subsp. sativa (arugula) is the source of this 2661-nucleotide messenger RNA. The record is from the annotation of a GenBank genome assembly. NCBI's taxonomy places the organism in Eukaryota, Viridiplantae, Streptophyta, Magnoliopsida, Brassicales, Brassicaceae.